CCGGCAGAAGGCCCAUGGAGCCUGGGGCCACAGGCCACAGGGGACAAGGGCCAGACACCCUGGCCAUGGCUCUGGGCCAUUGAUCCAGCCCAGGCUGGCUGGGUGGGGGUGGGGAGACCUUGGCCCGGACAAACAGAGGCUCUGUGGCCUGCGUGCAGGCCCGGCACCCACCUGCCACUCCCAAAGGAUGCCCGUGGCCGAGGCCCCCCAAGUGGCUGGUGGACAGGGCGACGGAGGUGACGGUGAGGAAGCAGAGCCGGAGGGGAUGUUCAAGGCCACCGAAAUUUCCAAGAGAAAAGUUCGGGACUACCUCCGCCUGGUGCCCCUGUGGCUGGCCCUGGUCGUGCUAGCUUCGGUGGGGGUCCUGCUCUGGUAUUUCCUAGGGUACAAGGCGGAGGUCACCGUCAGCCAGGUGUACUCAGGCAGCGUGCGCGUGCUCAACCGCCACUUCUCCCAGGACCUCGCCCGCCGGGAGUCCAGUGCCUUCCGCAGCGAAACUGCCAAAGCCCAGAAGAUGCUCAAGGAGCUCAUCACCAGCACCCGCCUGGGUACUUACUACAACUCCAGCUCAGUCUACUCCUUCGGAGAGGGGCCUCUCACCUGCUUCUUCUGGUUCAUCCUCCAAAUCCCCGAGCACCGCCGGCCGAUGCUGAGUCCCGAGGUGGUGCGGGCGCUGCUGGUGGAGGAGCUGCUGUCCACGGCCAACAGCUCGGCCCCCGCCCCCUACAGGGCCGAGUACGAGGUGGACCCCGAGGGCCUGGUGAUCCUGGAAGCCAGCGUGAAAGACAUAGUUGCCCUGAAUGCCACGCUGGGUGAGCACCAGCUGGCCCCCCGGGUCUCCUCCUGGCUAACAGGGGUCAGGGGGCCUGUCCCUCUCCCUCCUCCAGGCUGCUACCGCUACAGCUACGUGGGCCAGGGCCAGGUCCUCCGGCUGAAGGGGCCCGAUCACCUGGCCUCCAGCUGCCUGUGGCACCUACAGGGCCCCAAGGAUCUCAUGCUCAAACUCCGGCUCGAGUGGACGCUGGCCGAGUGCCGGGACCGACUGGCCAUGUACGACGUGGCUGGGCCCCUGGAGAGGAGGCUCAUCACCUCGGUGUACGGCUGCAGUCGCCAGGAGCCCGUGGUGGAGGUCCUGGCAUCCGGGGCCGUCAUGGCUGUGGUCUGGAAGAAGGGUCUGCACAGCUACUACGACCCUUUUGUUCUUUCCGUGCAGCCCGUGGCCUUCCAGGCUUGUGAGGUGAACCUGACCCUGGAGGGCCGUCUGGAACCACAGGGCGUCCUCAGCACGCCUUACUUCCCCAGCUACUACUCGCCCAGCACCCACUGCUCCUGGCACCUCACGGUGCCCUCUCUGGACUAUGGCUUGGCCCUCUGGUUUGACGCCUAUGCUCUGCGGAGGCAGAAGUAUGACCUGCCAUGCACCCAGGGACAGUGGACAAUCCAGAACCGGAGGCUGUGUGGCCUGCGCACCCUGCAGCCCUAUGCCGAGAGGAUCCCCGUGGUGGCCACUGCCGGCAUCACCGUCAACUUCACAUCCCAGAUCCCCCUCACCGGGCCCGGUGUGCAGGUGCACUACGGCUUAUACAACCAGUCGGAUCCCUGCCCUGGAGAGUUCCUCUGCUCUGUGAAUGGACUAUGUGUGCCUGCCUGCGAUGGGGUCAAGGACUGUCCCAACGGCCUGGAUGAGAGAAACUGUGUUUGCAGAGCCACAUUCCAGUGCCAAGAAGACAGCACCUGCAUCUCACUGUCCAGAGUCUGUGACCGGCAGCCUGACUGUCUCAAUGGGAGUGACGAAGAGCACUGCCAGGAAGGGGUGCCUUGUGGGACAUUCACCUUCCAGUGUGAGGACCGCAGCUGCGUGAAGAAGCCCAACCCGCAGUGUGAUGGGCUGCCCGACUGCCGGGACGGCUCGGACGAGCAGCACUGUGACUGUGGCCUCCAGGGCCCUUCUGGCCGCAUAGUGGGCGGGGCCGUAUCUUCAGAGGGCGAGUGGCCCUGGCAGGCCAGCCUCCAGAUUCGAGGCCGACACAUCUGCGGGGGGGCACUCAUCGCUGACCGCUGGGUGAUAACAGCUGCCCACUGCUUCCAGGACGACAGGCCCCACCAGCAAUGGUCUGCAGAAGGUGGAUGUGCAGCUGAUCCCGCAGGACCUGUGCAGCGAGGCCUAUCGCUACCAGGUGACACCCCGCAUGCUGUGUGCCGGCUACCGGAAGGGCAAGAAGGAUGCCUGCCAGGGCGACUCGGGAGGCCCGUUAGUGUGCAAGGAACCCAGUGGCCGCUGGUUCCUGGCAGGGCUGGUCAGCUGGGGCCUGGGCUGUGGCCGGCCCAACUACUUUGGUGUCUACACCCGCAUCACAGGUGUGAUUGGCUGGAUCCAACAGGUGCUGACCUGAGGAGCUCCCCUCCCUGCAGAGCUGGGGCCCACCUGCUGGACUCAGAGAGUCCAGAGCACCCACUAGUCAGGGGAGCAAGUAAUUGUGGGGGCAGCAGGGCCCCGCGGAGGUCAACUCCCCCUGCACCGCAGGGCCUGGAUGGUCAGCCGGCCCGCUUGGAGGGGUUCACAUCUAGCCCUUUUGCCUCCUGAUUCUCUCUCCUCCUUCCCCUUCCUCUGCUGCCCACUGGGAAUGGUUCAGCAGUGAUAACGGGGCUUCCAGGUCCCAACAGGGGUGUCUGAGCUCCCCUCCGCCAAUGCAGAGAGCAGAUCCAGCCUGUGAACUUGAGGGGUGGGGAUGGAAGGCGCCCCCAGGGAGGGGCCCCCAGAGCCCUAGAGACAGCCAAGUGGGCCAGCUGCCACCAUAAGCCAAAGGGUGGGGGAGCCCCAGGUCUAGGGUCCUCACCCCACCACCUGUCCCCUGGGCCUCCACUGCCCACUCUCACCUGGAAGUGAGCUCCACCACCCUGUGGAAUAAAGUCGUUUGAUCUGAGGCCCUGCUGUGGGGUUUGACUGGGGCCCUGGGGCACCAACCCUACAUUUUGACAGCGGACCCUGCUUCCAGCUCAGCCUGUUUGCCAAAUGUCUAGAAGGCCAAGGUGGGGUCAGGGGUCACCUUCAGGCCAGUUGCUCAGGUCCUUGGAGCAACCCCAGGAAGGCAGUGGUUUGGUGACCCCUGGAUAGGAGUGAAGGAUGGGAGAAGUGAUGGGCUCUGUCUGCAAGCUUGGGAGGAAACUGAGGCAGAGGGGCGGAGCCAUCCUCAGGAUCAUACCAGGAGGCUUCAGAGUGAAGCCUGGUGUACAAGCCUCUUGGUUCCCAGUCCAGCACUUCUCAGCACAACACUCCCUUUGCAUUCAGCAACCCCUCAGUCUCCUACUAAGCACCAACCACAGUGCUGGGGUCACAGAGAGGCACAGAACUCAGCCCCUGGUCUCAGGAAGGGUGGGGAUGACAAUCCAGCGUGAAGGGGCUCUGGAGUAGCAUGGAACUCGGGAAGUCAGCGAAGGCUGCCUGGAGGAGGUGAGAUUUGAGUUGAAGCCCAAAGGUGACCAAGGUGGAGAAGGGCAUUCCAGACAGGGGAACUGCAUGUGUAAAGGCCUAUGUCCUAAAAGAACAGGGCAUGUUGGUGAGCUGUUUUGAAUUAAACAGAGAUUGAGAGGCGAGCAAACUGAGAUCAGAUGAGAAAGAAUCUGGAGUUGAGCUAAGGACUUGACGCUGGGUGCUGUGGGGAGCCACAGAAGAAGGCUCUAAAGCAGGGGAGUGCCACGAGUGGAUUCACAUUUUAGAAGGACCACAGGCACACACAAGUGUGGAGGCACCAGCGCAGGAGCGGGAGGCAGGGAGGCUGAGAGGAGGCCACUGCUGAGAUCCAGGGGGGAGGGGAGGGGAUCUAAUGAGCCAGCCAGGCAGUGGGGAUGGACGUGAAGGACCCUCAGUGUUGGGGUUGGGUGAGGCAGGAGUCGCCACCCAGGACCACUCCCCGGGGUCUGUCCCAAAGGCUAGUGGAGUAACUGCCACUGCCUGGCCUGGGGAGGGAAAGACUCUGAGGAGGUGUCAGAAUUUGGGGUGCCUCUGGGAGGGAGGUGUGCAGGAGGUGGGUGGGGCUUGAGGUCUGGAGGAGGUAUUUCAGAGACCCUCUUCAGAAGAGACUGAAGGGGGGGUAGACAGACACGGCAGGGGGGCUGAGGAGUGUGGAACCACCCAGAGCUGGAGGGGAACUGGGGGUGGAACUUUAGCAACCAAGUGGGAGUGGUCAGGGAGGGUCAGUGGUGCCGUCUGGGUGCAGAGGAAGAGGUAAGGAAGUGGGGAGUCAAGUGUGGACACAUUUUCCUCGGAGUCUAGCUUCCCAGCUAGGGAAGGGGAGCCUGGGUGAGGGGAAAUGUCAAAGGCAGGGACCCUGGGUGGGGAGGAUGUCAAAGCCAGGGAGUGGCUCCUGGGGGCACAAGCCUAAGAUCACUUGCCCGCUGGCCCCGCCUAGGGGAGGAGCAGAGCAGACACUUGGGGGGAGCCCUGGGUGGGGACAGGAUGUUAAAGCAUCCCACCCAGAGCCUCUCAGGCUUCUCACAGAGGCUGCAGAUGCAGUGUUGGAGGCCCCUGGCUAAAAUGCAAAUUUGCAGGCCCCUCCCUAGCCUUAGGGGGUCAAACUGGGGGGCCACAAAGGACAAUCUGUUGGCUUAACAAGCCUCCUGGUGACUUUCUACAGAGUUGGACACAGAACGUGAGGUCAGUCCAGCAAACCAAAUGUCCUGAGGGGAGUGGCGAGGGUCCCCCAGGCUUGAGUGGAGAGGUGGGCGGCUCUGGGGAGGGUCUCUGCGUAGGGGACCCCUGCUCUGCAGGGAUGUUCCUAGCAGUGCUAAGAGGCCAGGGCAGGGAAGCAAGGUAGACAUUUGGUAGGACCAGGUCUGUGAAGGGACUGGCCAGGUGGGGUGGGGUGGGAGGUCCUGCUGAAGCCUGGGGUCCAGAGAGCUUGGAAAGAAGGUGGAGCGCGGGCCCAGUGUUUCUAUUUCCUGGGACUUGGGGCAGAAGGGUGGUAGCGAUAGGGAGGGGUAGAGGGGGCCAAGGAAAGGCACAGCAGGAAGCAGAGGGGGCAUGGGGGUGGUCAGGGUGCAGCAGAGGUUGGAGCAAAGGGCCACAGGAAUGGUGGGCUGAGGCUGGGAAGUUGGGGGCGGGUCCUGCCAUCCUGAUUCUGGGAGCCCCCUACCCCCUCAGCAUUCCCUGUUGCUGCCCAGAGGCAGGAAGAGACCUGCAUGGCUUCAGGGGUUGGGCCUAGGAAGUCACCUGGUCCAAGCCUUCACUUUACAGGUGAGUUACUGGAGGCCCAGAGAGGGCGGGGGAAUUGCCAAAACUCUCCCAGCAAGGGGGAGUUGGUGCCCUUGUUUGGCUGCUGGGCAGAGGAUGGAGCUGUGACCUCCCUCCCCCAAUAUGUAGCACAGUGACCACAGGGCAGUGUCCCCAGGCUUUAGG
Messenger RNA from Nyctereutes procyonoides (raccoon dog), 5395 nucleotides. RefSeq names its product transmembrane serine protease 6 (gene TMPRSS6). Bases 188 to 2584 code for a protein of 798 amino acids. The record is from RefSeq and is a predicted model, not a curated record. Gene Ontology annotation, biological process: proteolysis. Gene Ontology annotation, molecular function: protein binding; serine-type endopeptidase activity. Lineage: Eukaryota; Metazoa; Chordata; Mammalia; Carnivora; Canidae. The transcript is spliced from 17 exons.